AUGUGUGAACAUUUUUCAAGUAAUCAAAUUUUUUCAACAUCAAAUUCUUCAUGUUUGGAUGCAGUUGCUCUUUAUGGACAUAGUCCAACUGCUUAUAAUUUAGCAAAUCUUUUUUCAUCUGUUGGUCUUCAUGUAUAUCUAUUAUCAUCAAAUACUAAUGAAACAUGUUUAUCAUCAAGUAAUUUUACUUUAAUUAAAAAUAAACAUGAUUUACCAUAUUUAUCAUCUGUAUUAAUAAAUUGUCAAAAUGAUUUAAUAUCAAUAAAAAAUUUAAUAAAUUCAUUUCCAGAUGAAUAUAAACAACGUAUGGCUUAUGUUGAAUGUUCAUCGUAUAUGGGACAUAAUCAAAUUGAAUUAAUUUAUGAAGAAAUUAAAUUUCGAUAUUAUCUUUGUAUGAAUUUAAUUGAAUUAGAAACAAGUACAAUGAUUCAACAACAUUUUCAUCUUAUUUGUAGUGGAGAUAAUAUUGUUUUUCAAACUUUACUUUUACAAACAAAUAUACCAGCUAAAAUAACGUUUUUAAAUCAAACCAAAACUCCUUUUGAUUCGUUUUAUAUUUGUUUAUUACAUCGAUAUUCACAAGCAAUGCAUUUAGCUAUUUAUGCUGAAAUGAUGGCCAUUUUAAAAGCUGCUAAUAAUAUAUAUCCAGGUAAUCUUCAAUUUUUAUUUGAUUGGUCUUAUAUAAAGCGACCAAUAAUGCGUCAAAUAAUUCUUCAAUCAUUAUCAUCAUCAUUUACAUUUACAACAAUAAAUGAUUAUCAAUUACUUCUUGAAUGUAUUAUUGAUUAUUUUUAUAAAAAAAAUUUAAAUGAAAAUGAUAAUAAUCAUUUAAAAGUUAUAACAUACAAACUUCAUAAAUUUAUUUCCAAUUUAGAUAGCAAACAAAAACAAAAACCAUUAUUUGAAUUAUUUACAUUAUAUUAG
Molecule: messenger RNA, 924 nt
Organism: Rotaria sp. Silwood1
Lineage: Eukaryota; Metazoa; Rotifera; Eurotatoria; Philodinida; Philodinidae
Source: the annotation of a GenBank genome assembly